GCCUUCGGUGCACCUCUGAUACUGCAGGGCUGUUACAUGGGUUACAUGAUGAAUACACUAAUCAUCGCAUUGGUUUUUGUAAUAUGUUUAAAUCAUUUUCUUUUGGUCCAAGCUCGUAAUACAUUGUGGAACGGUGCUGAACUCAGGGGUCAGAACAGAACCGACAGGAAGACCAGAGGGCUCCACACCCCCACUCCUGUCGACUGUUCCCUGGGGCCAUGGUCACUCUGGACCUCCUGUUCCCCAUGUCACGGCACAACUUACAAACACCGGUAUUUACAACAGCCGUCCAAAUUCAGUGGUAUGGAGUGUACCGGGGUGCAGUGGAAUGAGAAAUCCUGCUCAACAAUGAAGAAGUGCUCAGAGGUCCAUACAUGCGGGGAGGGAGAAUUUAUGUGUGAGGAAACAGGCCGCUGCAUAAACACCCGUCUUAGGUGUAACGGAGACAUCGACUGCAGAGAUCAGUCAGACGAGGAAGGCUGUGACGAGCGGGAAGAGGGCGACUAUGACUUCUGCAAGAAGCUCUUCCCCAUUCCAGGGUCAGAAAACGUCGUUCGUGGAUAUAACAUUUUAACUCAAGAAUACGCAUUCAAUACCCUUGACCCCAAAUACUAUGGUGGAUUCUGUGACUAUGUGUAUAAUGGAGACUGGAGAGAGCUGAGGUACAACAGUGUGUGUGAACGGUUGUACUACAAUGACGAUGAGAAGUAUUAUAGGAAGCCUUACAACUUCCAUAGCUACCGUUUCAUGGCCCAGGCUGAUUCUGGAUUUUCUUCAGAGUAUUAUGAUGAUGUUUCUGGGCUGCUAGAUGCUAAGAAAAAUGAAUUCUCUUUCCAUGCUUCAGGGACAGUUGGCAUUUAUAUUUUUGAGGGUGGAAUGUCUAUACAAGGGGAAUAUAUGUCUUUAAAGAAUAUAUCUGAAUACACCAAGAAAAAUGUGGGAUUUGUGAGAAUGGUGACCAAAGUUCAGACUGCUCAGUUUAAAAUGAGGAGCAGUGGCUUAGUUCUGGAUGAAGAGAUGUACCAGACUCUGAUGGAACUUCCUGACGAAUACAAUUAUGGAAUGUACUCUAAGUUUAUCAGUAAUUACGGAACCCAUUAUAUAACUGAAGGGACCAUGGGGGGAGUCCUUGAGUACAUUUUGGUUGUCGACAAAGAAGUGAUGAGGAAAAGUGAAAUGAAUGGCUAUCAGAUAGGGGGGUGCUUUGGCUUAUCAAUAGGGCUCACUAUGCCCAUGCAAGAAACGAGUGUAGAAUCAAAACUGUCAGUCAAGGGGAACAUAUGCCACAAAUAUGGAUCAAUGAAUAAUGCUGCAUCUUCCAGUAACAGUCACAUUUUAGAUGUGAUACCUCAGAUUCGAGGUGGGGACAUUAGGUCAAGUGGAGGAUUGUUAGGAGUGUUUGAUGAGAAAUCCUACCGGCACUGGGGGAAGUCCUUAAAAUACAGCCCUGACUUGAUAGAUUUUGAGAUUCUUCCUAUAUACGAGCUCCUUCGUUUCAGUAAUGUAGGCUCUAUUGACGUGAAAAUAGACAAUAUGAAAAGAGCUUGGACGGAUUAUUUGAGGGAGUUCAGCCCGUGCCGCUGCGGCCCCUGCCAGAACAAUGGGAUGCCUCUCCUGAGUGGAAGCAAAUGCAAGUGUAUUUGUCUCCAGGGGUAUGCAGGGGAGGCUUGCGAGGAGACCAAGAGAACUGGUCCCAUGCAUGGAGGGUGGAGCUGCUGGACUCAGUGGUCGGAUUGCAGGUCCGGGACUAUGACAAGAACGAGAGAAUGCAACAACCCAGCGCCUAGCAAUGGGGGGACAAGGUGCCUGGGGAGGAACACACAAACUGCACCAUGCUAACUGCUUCUUAUAAUCUGAGUGAUCUAUAACACAAACUGCACCAUGCUAACUGCUUCUUAUGAGUGUGCUCAUUCAAUAGGAAUGUUGUACAGACCGGUAUUGAUGCGGUUUGGAAAACCCUUUCUGUAUCUUCAUUACCAAGUAACAAAGCAAACAAAUUAAAAAAUAAAUAAAUAAAAAAUGUCUUUGUAUGGCAUUAUUAACCAGCUUAUCCUCUUAACACAAAAUGCAUUGACAAAGAUGCUUCUUUUUACUUUAUUUCUAUGUUUAUUUCACUGCUACCUCCUUUAAUGGAAGGUCUUAUUUUUUUAGCUAGUGUGGGGGUGUGACAUGAAUGAUUAGAACUUAUGCAAUGUAGUAGCAGGAAAUAGUGGUUAAAUUGUGAUUUGGGGGAGUCUGCUGCUAUUUUAUUCUUUUGUCUGUGUGCAGGACAGUACCCCGAACUUUAAAGUGAAGGGUGGGUGGAUCGUUGCAAAGUAAUCAAAAGACAGUGGAGUCUAUUCAAUUGAUGUUAUACAUCUAAAUACUGCAUCUAUUUAAUCAUUAAACUGAGUCUUGCUGCAUUUUCCCUUACAAAAGUUUCCCAUACUAAAUGCAUUGUGGAGUGUAAUAAAGUACAAAGAAAGCACGAUAAAGCAUAAGGAAGCAUUGUAAAGCACAGAGAGGCACGAUAAAGCAUAGGGAAGCAUUGUAAAGCACAGGGGUAUGGUAAAGUAUAUUAAAAAACAAGGCAAACUAGGAAAACCAUGGGAAAGCACCGGGAGAAAAUUGCAAAAUUACUGGGCAACAAUACUGUGGCAAAUUUUUAUAAGGGGUUGCUCUAUAUAUUGUUACGAGAAGAAAGGAGCCCAGCAUGAACUGUUUGAUGUUUGAUUUUUAAAAACUUGAGCCCUUCAGAAGUAGUUCGGUCCAUGUCAAUUGAAUAAACAUUCUGGCCUGUAC
Molecule: messenger RNA, 2781 nt
Organism: Polyodon spathula (Mississippi paddlefish)
Lineage: Eukaryota; Metazoa; Chordata; Actinopteri; Acipenseriformes; Polyodontidae
Gene: c8a
Product: complement component 8, alpha polypeptide
Exons: 11
Coding region: 37-1839 (600 amino acids)
Biological process (GO): immune response
Cellular component (GO): membrane attack complex
Molecular function (GO): protein binding
Source: RefSeq, a predicted model, not a curated record